AUGGCUUUUCUGAUUUUGUCAGCCGCAUUCGUUGCUAUGGUCGCUGCUGGUGGAUAUGCACCAGCUGCUGACAAUGGAGCCUCCUACCCGUCCGGACCUGCUCACUACCCAGUAUAUCGUGAUGACAGUUAUGGCAGUUAUGAAAGUCGUGAAAAGAAAGACCAUUUCCGCAAACUGAAGGAUCUUGACGCUGAUAAUGUCUUUGAUGCUGAUAUCACAUACUACAAGCACAGAGGAAGUCACUAUGCUAAAAUCAGCUGCAAACAGAACACUGACCCAAAGAAAUACACCUGGAUCUUGGCCGAUUCCAAAGACAAAAUUCCAAGCUUCGGACUCGAUGACACCGUUGCUCUUGCUGGAGGAAUCAACGUUCAGUACGUCGCCAAGUUGCACAACAAAAAAUGGAGAGGCAACAACUUUGUGAAUGAUGAUAAAGAGUCCUUCAAACGUGUCGGAUGCCUCCAUGGAGAUUUUGACGCAUUUCCUUUGAUUUAA
Caenorhabditis briggsae is the source of this 495-nucleotide messenger RNA. The coding region runs from base 1 to 495 and encodes 164 amino acids. Lineage: Eukaryota; Metazoa; Nematoda; Chromadorea; Rhabditida; Rhabditidae. The transcript is spliced from 4 exons. The record is from RefSeq and is a predicted model, not a curated record.